AUGGCUGAAGUCGCUGAUCGAGUGCGCGAUGUCGCAAAAGACGAGGCCGCAAAGGUCUCAGCAAUGACCAAAGAAGCGGUUGAAUCGCGUGCCUACCUCUAUCCCCUCAAAGGCGUUCUAUACUUCCUCACUCACCGAGACCUAUGGCGACCUUUGACCUCGAAACUCGCGGCAGUCCUGACCACUUCCAUUGGCGUCACAACUUUGAUGUUUACCUUUGCCUAUCUGCCACAAUUGGCGAUCAUGGCCUUCACGAGCGGUCCUGCAGCAGCCAUUACUGCGGCCUUGCUCACGCUGAGCGAGAGCUCGACUAUUGUGAACCUGCUUUCGAGGACAUUUUUCAUUGAGGAGGCUCUCGUGGACACAUUUGAUGGCACACUGUUGAAUCAAGACUGCAAGAACCUGGUUAGCGAGGGUCGACAGAUACAAGCAGGAGGAGAUAACAUGGCCAGGCUAGGAAAAUUGAUUAAGAAGCCAUUCGCAAAAUUCACUCCAAACGCUAUCAUCAGAUACUUUAUCUACCUCCCACUUAAUUUCAUCCCUGUUGUUGGAACUGCCAUCUUUAUCAUUUUGCAAGGCAAGCGAGCCGGACCUACAGCCCACCAGAGAUAUUUCCAGUUGAAGGAAUGGUCAGCAAGGCAACGAGAGGCACACAUUGAACAGAACAGAGGCGGCUAUACUUCAUUUGGAAUUACUGCAUUUCUCCUCGAGAUGGUCCCGUUCGCUAAUCUAUUCUUCGUUUUCACCAAUACUGUUGGAGCUGCCUUGUGGGCUGCUGACCUGGAGAAGAGUGCCGGUACUGCGCCCAAAUUGAGAGAACAGGCAAAGAAGGCACAAUAG
Messenger RNA from Lithohypha guttulata, 840 nucleotides. RefSeq lists its product as uncharacterized. Gene Ontology annotation, cellular component: ascospore wall; prospore membrane; lipid droplet. Bases 1 to 840 code for a protein of 279 amino acids. The transcript is spliced from 2 exons. The record is from RefSeq and is a predicted model, not a curated record. Lineage: Eukaryota; Fungi; Ascomycota; Eurotiomycetes; Chaetothyriales; Trichomeriaceae.